AUGAAGUUCAACAAGGUCGCAGCCGCCGCGGCUCUGCUCGCUGGUGUCGCAUAUGCCGAGGAUGUUGAAGAGUCCAAGGCGGUCCCGGAGAUUCCCACCUUUACUCCCACCACCAUCAAGGCGGACUUCCUGGAGCAGUUCACCGAUGACUGGGAGUCCCGAUGGAAGCCUUCGCACGCCAAGAAGGACACUAGCGGUUCCGACAAGGCUGAGGAGGAAGAGGAAUGGGCCUACGUUGGCGAGUGGGCUGUUGAGGAGCCCUACCAGUACAAGGGAAUUGAGGGCGACAAGGGUCUUGUCAUCAAGAACGCCGCCGCUCACCAUGCCAUCUCGGCCAAGUUCCCCAAGAAGAUUGACAACAAGGGCAAGACCCUCGUUGUUCAGUACGAGGUGAAGCUCCAGAAGGGACUGGACUGCGGUGGUGCCUACAUGAAGCUCCUGCGAGACAACAAGGCUCUCCACCAGGAUGAGUUCAGCAACACCACUCCCUAUGUCAUCAUGUUUGGCCCCGACAAGUGUGGCCACAACAACAGGGUUCACUUCAUUGUCAACCACAAGAACCCCAAGACUGGCGAGUACGAGGAGAAGCACCUCAACACUGCUCCUUCCGUCAACAUCGUCAAGACCACCGAGCUUUACACUCUCAUUGUUCACCCCAACAACACCUUCUCCAUUAAGCAGAAUGGUGUUGAGACCAAGGCUGGUAGCCUUCUCGAGGACCUGGCCCCUCCCAUCAACCCUCCUAAGGAGAUUGAUGACCCCAAGGACACUAAGCCCGAGGAUUGGGUUGACGAGGCUCGCAUUGCUGACCCUGAUGCUGUCAAGCCUGAGGACUGGGAUGAGGAUGCGCCUUUCGAGAUUGUUGACGAGGAGGCCACUCAGCCUGAGGACUGGCUUGUCGAUGAGCCCUCUGUUAUUCCCGACCCCGAGGCUCAGAAGCCCGAGGACUGGGAUGACGAGGAAGAUGGUGACUGGGUUGCCCCCACCGUCCCCAACCCCAAGUGUGACGAUGUCUCCGGCUGUGGUCCCUGGUCCAAGCCUUUGAUCAAGAACCCUGACUACAAGGGCAAGUGGUCUGCCCCCUUCAUCGACAACCCCGCCUACAAGGGUGUCUGGGCUCCUCGCAAGAUCAAGAACCCCGACUACUAUGAGGACAAGAACCCCGCCAACUUUGAGCCCAUUGGAGCUAUUGGUUUCGAGAUCUGGACCAUGACCAACGACAUUCUCUUUGACAACAUCUACAUUGGUCACUCCGUUGAGGAUGCCGAGAAGCUGGCUGCCGAGACCUUCUUCGUCAAGCACCCCAUUGAGGAGGCUCUUGCCAAGGCUGAUGAGCCCAAGUUUGACGACACCCCCAAGUCUCCCUCUGACCUCAAGUUCCUUGACGACCCUGUUCUGUUCAUCAAGGAGAAGCUUGACCUCUUCCUCACCAUUGCCCAGAAGGACCCCAUUGAGGCCAUUAAGUUUGUUCCCGAGGUCGCCGGUGGCAUUGCCGCUGUUGUUGUCACCCUGAUUGCCAUUAUCACCGCUCUUGUCGGCCUUGGUGGUUCUUCUGCCGCCCCCAAGAAGCCCGCUGCCACCUCCAAGGACAAGUCAAAGGACAAGUCCGAGGCUGUUGCCAGCGGUGCUGACAAGUCCAAGGGAGAGGCUACCAAGCGAACUACCCGCAGCCAGUCGUAA
Messenger RNA from Trichoderma breve, 1680 nucleotides. Its product is annotated as calreticulin family domain-containing protein. The record is from RefSeq and is a predicted model, not a curated record. Bases 1 to 1680 code for a protein of 559 amino acids. Gene Ontology annotation, cellular component: endoplasmic reticulum; endoplasmic reticulum membrane. The transcript has 4 exons. Gene Ontology annotation, molecular function: calcium ion binding. NCBI's taxonomy places the organism in Eukaryota, Fungi, Ascomycota, Sordariomycetes, Hypocreales, Hypocreaceae. Gene Ontology annotation, biological process: protein folding.